AUGUGAAGAGGGCAUCUUGAAGAGAUCCCCAUUUCAGUUGAUUAUGAACCAAAUCCAAAGGAAGAAAUCCUCUGUGGAAAAGGGAAAACUUCAGUGCUCAUCAGGCACUAGAUUCUUCAGGGGCUUACACACUGGGAAAUCUGACGGCGAAAGCAAAAGAGAAAGUGAAGGAGCAGAAAUCAGUAACUCUAGACCAGAUAAUCAGAAUGAGGAGCAAGCUCCCCAUGUAGCAGACAAACCUCCACAUCUCAUUUCCAAAACAAACACAACAUCUGGUAUGUGGAGCGUUAAGCAGUUCAUGCAGAAACUGGGUAAGAAGCCCAACAGCAAGAAUAUGGACCUAAAUAAUUGUGAAUUAGAUGCAACAGAUUUAUUGGAGCUGGUUGCUGUGUUACCUUUUCUACCAGAGCUGGAGGAGCUCAAUCUUUCCUGGAAUGAUUUUGUGGGAGGGGUUCUGAAACCCCUUGCUCUUCGGCUCCAUCAUGUGAGCAAAUUAAAAAUCCUCCAACUAAACAACUGCAAGUUGACAGCUGAGGAUGUUACUUCUUUAGGAGAGGCACUUGAAACCAUUCCUCACCUUGAAGAACUGGAUUUAUCCUGGAAUAAUAGCAUAGGUGGAAAACUAUCCGUCUUGACCAAAAGAUUCCAGACAGGCUGCAAGAUCAAAAUCCUAAAAUUUACAGAUUGCAGUCUAACAGCAAAAGAUGGAGAAUCUCUAGCUCAGGUUCUAAAUGUCAUCCAUGACCUUGAAGUAUUAGAUAUUUCUAUUAACAGAAACAUUGGCUGCAGUCUGAAGAGUAUUGCUCAGGAAUUGAAAAAUGUGCCAGUUUUGAAAGAAUUACAUUUGCACAUGUGUGGAUUAAAGCAAGAUGGCCUCCAGUAUUUAGACAGGGCUUUCCAGUACUUACCAGAGCUAAACAAAUUAGACCUAUCGUGCAAUAAAGAAAUUGGUGGAGGGUUUAAGGACUCAGCAGCUCAUUUGGCCAGUUUUAAAGACCUAGAAGUCCUGGAUCUCCACCAGUGCUGUGUAACAGAAGAGGACAUGGUGGUUCUCACACAGGUGAUACCUUUACUCUCGAGUCUUCAGGAGCUGAAUUUAUCAUCCAAUAAAAAUAUUGGAGUGUCUUCCAACUACCUUUUUAGCAGGCUCAGAUUUUUACCAAAGUUGAAAUCUGUGAUCGUCAGCAGUUGCUCCUUAGGGGAAGAUUCUUUUGCGUCACUAGCUGAGACUGCCCUUCACCUCCCUGAACUGGAGAUAUUAGACCUUUCUUGGAAUAAAUGCGUUGGUGGGAACCUAAAGCUGCUUUUGGAAGCACUAAAGCUGGCAACGGAGAUUCGAACGUUGAGACUGAGCAGCUGUAAUUUGGUGGCUGAGGAUCUGACUCUUUUAGCAUUAGAGGUCCAAGCUGGUCAUCUAGCCAAAUUACAGACCCUAGACCUGAGUUAUAAUGACAGUGUUUCUGAUGAAGGAUGGGCCACUUUCUUUCAAGACUUAACUGCACUCAAAGAACUUUCAGAGUUGGACGUCAGUCUUCGGCCAUCAUCUUGUCGUGACUGUGGAAUGUGGUUUAGCAAGUUGUUAACAGAUUUGUCAAAGCUGCCUGCAUUCACAGAGAUAGGGAUGCAAAGGUGGGCCCUUCUGGAAUCACAGCAGAGACAACUGGAAAGCUUUAAGCAGGACGCCAAAAGGAACGUUCACUUUGACUAUUGAUGCAGGGCCUGGGUUUAUGAAAAGACCUUUCCAAGUAGCACAUGCAUUAUGUAUUGUGUGAUUCUGACUCAGAAAAUAGCCUAUUUUUUACUAGUAAAUUUGUUUUCAUCGUGUCUCUUGAAAUAGUCCCCAACUACACAACGUUAUUUGAUGUGUGAAAUACACAGAUAACUCCAUUUGAUCACAUAAACUCCAAAUGUCUGGGUAUGUAAGGAAGGUCUAUCUUUCUUAUAUACAUAUCUAACUGUUUUUAAUAAGCUACCUUUUAAAUGUGAGCCUCUUCUGCCUCAUUUGUGGUAAUGCCCUUAAGCAUAUUUGCUGAUAGAAAGGUUGGAGCACGUUGGAACACUUAUUCAUAAUUCAGGACUGCACACAAUUCUGGCCCCUGUAUGCUAUGCCAAUGACAUAUGGGGGCUAUAAAAGGACCACAGCAGAUUGAAGGACAAUUCCCAUGGCAAUGCUGGGCUGCAGAGCAAGCCAUAGGCAUUCUGGGUACGACUGCAACAAAUUACAGGAUCCCUUGGGGCUCUUCCUGCUUAUGUGAGGGUCUGCUUCAGCCCCUGCAACAAUCUUUAUUGCCCUCUACCUAGACUACUCUGUGUUGCCUCUCUCAGUAGGUACAGCCAUGGAGUCUAGCCAUUAGCAUUAAGGGUCUGAUCCACUGCUCCUUGAAAGCAAUGGGACUCUGUGAUGCAGUGUGCUCCUCACACCAGCCCUGAGAGAGUUGAAUUAGGACAGGUGGGCCCAAUCCAUCAAUUAAGCUCCAAAUGGGGGAGGUUUAGGUUGCUUGGAGGGCACUAAUUAGGAAGAAGCUCAACUGUGAGGGAAGAGGCAGGGCCUCUAUAAAGCCAGGAAGCUAGCAACAGAGAUGAGUUUGCAGAUCUUCUCCCUUACCCCAGGGAGAAGCAGCAUGGUAGGAAGGGGUCUAGGGAUGAGAGCAAUAAAGUGGGUGUAAACACAGACCUUAAUAGCUUUUUACAGGACCCUGAAUUGGAACCUAGAGUAGUGUGUGGGCCUGGGUUUUCCUACCAUCUACUGCAGAGUGGUACUGCUAGGAGCAGUGAAUGGGAAGACUGCCUGAGUUACUGUGGGACAAGACAGCAGGUUUGAGGCCUGCCUAAUGCUGCUGGUGGAAGAGAGACCUUAAGAGACUCCCUUAGAAGGGGAAACCACAGUGUAAUCUGGCUGGAUGGAUGAGUCACAAAGCAGCUGUGUUGGAAGUCUGUGGAGUGGAUUGAGAAUGGCAUGUGGGAAGAGAAGAAAGGGAUUGCUGAACCAGCUGGAGCUAACUGCCAGCAGGAGGUGCCAUCCAGUGUUUUUGAAUCUCAGCAAAAAUUCCAAGCCCCUUCCGCACCAUCUGCCCACGCCACCAAGCCUGGAUCUGAAAGAGAGGAUGGAACAAUAUUGUUACCUAGAGAAGAAGAGGGUGACUUGACUUGAGCACUGCUGGCUAGUAUUGAUGCAAAAAGCUGAAUGCAUUGGGGUCUGCUGGAGUAAACUGAGGUUAAAUUCAUGGUUAAACUAAAUUUAAAGUAAGAUGUGCCAACCAACUAAAUUAUAUUUUUCAGAUUAUUUCCAUGUGCUAUUUUAAAAUUAAACUAAAAUUUCUCUAAGGGAGGGAACACUCUCAUUGUUGUUCUCUCAACGCUUUGGUCAAGGCAAGGACUUCAAGUGGAGAAGUCAGCUUCCCAACUUUAAAUGUCACUAUUUGGCUGUUAUGUUAGCCCAUGUACCUACAGCCAAUUUGGACCUAGCUAAUGGUCCUACAUUGGAUCCAAUGAAAGGGAAGUUGUUUCCUUUCAGAUGUUGGGUAGCAAUGUGUUAGAAAUAAGAGACAAUAACUGGGGGAAGGGAAGAAUUUGAAGUACAGGAGAAUCAGCAACUGAGGACCUGCCCCUUGUUCCUCAUCCCCAUCUUUUGAGCAAAAUGAUGCUAUUGCCUACUGGUGCUGUACACUGAGCUUCUAAUAACCAUCUAGGGCAGUGAUACUCAAACCUCAGUGGUUCAGGAGCCAAAUUAGCAAUCACUAUUACCCAAAAGAGCCACAGUAAUUGUUUCACUUUCUCUUAUAUUAUAUAAUUAGAAUCUCACAGCAAAACAACUAAGUAUUUUACAAUUGGUUAAUAACAUAGUACAAGCAUCCUGAUUGGUUGUUAAUUAUCACUGUUUUAAUAUGUGCUACAAAGAGCUCCAGGAAACACAUUGAAGAGCCACUUGCGGCUCCUGAGCCUCAGUCUGAGUAUCACUGAUCUAAGGCCAUUCCAGGCUGAAUCUUUGUGCCUCCAGGUUCUACAGUCUUGGGACUAAAGGAUGCAGUUUAUAGCUUCUUCCCCAAGCAAGGAUUUGGCUUAAUGGCUCUGCAUUGUGCAUGGACCCAGUGGCCAUUCCCCUGCCAAUUCCCCAUUUGGUAAUGAGAUAGAGACUCCAUAGAACACAAGGAGGUAUCUGCUGCUUUACUGCCCCAUCAUAGCUGACAGAAUUUUUAAGAUACUUCAGGACCUUGCAUGCAUGCCCUGUAGAAUGUUGUGUAAAACACUGGGUUAUUAAUGCAAUUUGUGCAGUGUAUUAGAUCUCUUAUGCCUUGUACCUUUGUAGCCUUGGCCUUUUGAUGCCUCUUUUCCUGUAAAUACUCCCUGAUAGCCAAGUUCCCCUGGCUGCACACCUCAAUUGGAGGGUCUGUCAUAGGGUUCCCAUCCAGCAAGACAAGCUGCAGCUUCUGAAGAUUGUCCAAGUUUUCUGGGAGUUGGAACAACUGAUUGUUCUGAACAAGCAAUCUUUGCAAACCUGAACAAAUAAAAUCACAAAACUGCAAUGCACAGACUAAUAAUAAUCUGGAGUGUUCCCCUGGGUGUGCUUACAAUUAAACAAUGUAUUGCUGGGGUGUGAAAUAUUUACUCUGUGUAUAUAAAUAUUUCCCAGCACAUCAAUAGGUUGUUUCAUUCUAUAGUAUAAAGAGAUUUUUCACAGGAUUUCAAGAACACCAAUAUGUUUAUUUUAAUGGUAUGAUCAAAAUUCUUUUUUUCUACAAAAAUAUCAACAAGGGUGUUACUGAUGUUGUGCCUUUCUACUUCCACAGCCCUGACUUAUAAGUUUUUAGGCUUCGGCUCAAGAUAAUUGCAAGAAUACAAAAUUGUUUUUCCCCAAAAUUAGGAACUAGAGUGAAGCACUCAACAGAAAGCUUCAUUUCCUAAAUGAUACGCCACACCCUGAGGUGGGUCGCUGGCAACGAGAAAUAGACUUGGGAGCUGGGGAUCUUAAAGUAUGAUCCUCUAAGCUUAAAAGACACCAGUCUGUUAGCCAAGGCUGAAUCAGGCUUAUUAACCUCUAUUUGUGGCCCAACCACCACUAGGGGAGGAGAGAAGGCCACACUGAGUGGGUGUGGGUUACAUAAACACCACCUACACACUGCAUCUGUGCCGCAGACUCGGAGUUUUGUGAAGCAGCAAAAUGCUUUCUUGGUAAGAAAGCCGCAAGAAUUGUUAAUUGUUCUACUUUGUCAUAAAUUGACCAAUCUGAAAAAACAAUGCCACUUAUAUCUGCGGAUCAUUAACUUUCCCGUGGUGUAUAUUGAUCUGAAUCUAUUCAAUAGGGAAAGUCUUCAACCGAUCAUCAAACAAUAAGAAUUUUUAAUAAUACUGAUUACUCAAUCUAGUCUCUUUUUUGGACCAGAAAAGGUGUCUGGGUGAAAAGAGGAAGAUUUUUUUGAACUCUGAAAUCCCUGCUUAAACCUGUGCCCUUACAGACAGAAAUGCAUAGGAUGUUUUUUCACCUUGUACUUGACAUAUGGAGUCUGGGAGUUCUUUAAGGAGGUUGUUGUGACAGUCAACUAUUUCUAGGUUGCUCAGUAAGCCUAUGGAAGGUGGCAGGUACUCCAGACAAUUGUUCUCUAGGUACAGCUCUUUCAGAUUCUGGAAAAAAAAUGCAUGAUUUUCUAUUUUAAAAAAAAAAAAAGGAUUUGUUUCCUUAGGGAGAUCAUUGAACAAUGCACAACUGAACAUUGGCAAAUGCAAAACAUACGACUAGGGUGAUAGCAUUGUUAGGUGCUCAGAUACUAUGGUAAUGAGUGUGAUAUAACUGGAUAAAUUUAUCCAGCAGUGUUUGAGCAUCUCUUUAAAGUGCAGCAUGACCUAUCAAGGCUUGAGGAUUUACUUCCUUUGCCUUGGUUCAUAGUUAUGCACAUGCACUAUGUGGUCCUUCUGUCACUCCUGCAUGCUAGCAACCUCUUGAAAGGUAUAGCGGCUGCUCUGUAGGCAGGCAGAGAGAAGGGAAAACAUGAAUUCCAUCAGCAAUUGUAAAGUGGCUUAUUGCCUAGGGCUUAGUGGUGAUUGAUCACCCAGUAAAACAUGGGUUUAACAAUGUUACAGCCGGGGAUCAGAAAGAUAUACAUACAUAACCUAUUCCACAUAGGGAGAUGGAAAUAAUAGAGAGAAUCUAUGUGAAAUAGGUUACAUAUAAUAUAGAGAUAUCUAAGUUUUGGGUCCAUCAACUUUAACAAGACCUGUUUGUUACAAAUGUUUUACCCAAUCAGAGCCAACUCCAGGUACCAGCCCAGCAAGCAGCUGCUUGGGGUGGCCAACGGU
This is a messenger RNA of Mauremys mutica (yellowpond turtle), 6291 nucleotides long. RefSeq names its product leucine rich repeat containing 31 (gene LRRC31). NCBI's taxonomy places the organism in Eukaryota, Metazoa, Chordata, Testudines, Geoemydidae. Bases 44 to 1711 code for a protein of 555 amino acids. Gene Ontology annotation, molecular function: protein binding. The record is from RefSeq and is a predicted model, not a curated record. The transcript is spliced from 10 exons.